Olea europaea var. sylvestris is the source of this 1250-nucleotide messenger RNA. RefSeq lists its product as uncharacterized. NCBI's taxonomy places the organism in Eukaryota, Viridiplantae, Streptophyta, Magnoliopsida, Lamiales, Oleaceae. Bases 24 to 1058 code for a protein of 344 amino acids. The record is from RefSeq and is a predicted model, not a curated record. Gene Ontology annotation, molecular function: phosphatidylglycerophosphatase activity. The transcript is spliced from 5 exons.
AUAAAAAAAUACUAGAAAAAUCUAUGUGCCAACCGAUUAUGCAGUCCACUUCAAUUGCUCCGUGGCAUACUUGCUACUACUAUCCUGUCCCUAAACAUUUAUUCUCCCCAAAUCUCCACCUCCAAAACCAGAAGAAUCUCUCUGUAAAACCUUCAAAAAAACUCCGCAUAAACAAUAGUUUCUUCACUUUUACUGCAACAAACAGUUGCAGUGAAGAUCAAGAAAAGAAUCAGAAUCCUUAUCCAAGAAAAGACCCAGAUGAAGAUAACCCCAAAUCUUGCCAAGGUUUUUGCUCUUCCAUUGAAAACCCAAAAACCAAAUUCAGAGAGAGUGAAAGGGAACCAGAAAGUGAGGUAGAUAAUUUUUUGGACAUUUCAUCAAACAUGUGGUGGACAGAUUUCAAAGCUUUCUUAGGGCAAAGAAUUAAUUUGGAAGGCCUUGCUUCUUCUGUGGGAAUUUUGUCAAAAGACAAGCACUUGGCAAUCCCACAUGUUUCUGUUCCUGAUAUACGGUACAUUGAUUGGAGUGAAUUGAAGAAAAGAGGAUUUAAAGGCGUGGUCUUUGAUAAGGAUAAUACUGUUACUCUUCCUUACUCUUUGAGCUUGUGGGAGCCCCUUGGAUCAUCCAUAGAGCAAUGUAAAUCGAUGUUUGGUAAUGAUAUUGCAGUGUUCAGUAACUCUGCCGGACUAUACGAGUAUGACCCGGAUGGUACGAAAGCUAAAGCUCUUGAGGAUGCAAUCGGGAUAAAGGUGAUUAGGCAUAGGAAUAAGAAGCCAGCUGGAACUGCCGAAGAAAUUGAAAAGCACUUUGGUUCUGAGUCUUCUAGACUGAUCAUGGUGGGUGAUCGGCCCUUCACGGAUAUUGUUUAUGGAAACAGAAAUGGUUUUUUCACGAUAUUGACUGAACCACUUUGUCUUGAGGGGGAGCCUUUAAUCGUACAGCAGGUGAGGUUUCUUGAACUGGCCCUUGUGAACCGAUGGACUGGAAAAGGUUUGAGGGCAAUCGAUCACAGGCUUCUUCCAGAUCCCCGGCAAUGUGUAAAAGAUAUACCACUCUGACAAAUGUCAUUAUGUAUAAGAAAAAAAAACAAUUUUUCCUAGGCAAGUAUCUAUUAUUCUUUUGCAUGUGGCCGUUAAUUGACUACAUUUUGCAAUAUUUUUUUCAUUCAUGAUACAGUUGAAAACAAUGCAGAACUUACUUGAAAUGGUGCAUCAGAACUGCUUUUUGUAGUUUGUUCCAAAGUUCCACAA